Venustampulla echinocandica is the source of this 297-nucleotide messenger RNA. RefSeq lists its product as uncharacterized. The transcript has a single exon. The record is from RefSeq and is a predicted model, not a curated record. The coding region runs from base 1 to 297 and encodes 98 amino acids. NCBI's taxonomy places the organism in Eukaryota, Fungi, Ascomycota, Leotiomycetes, Helotiales, Pleuroascaceae.
AUGCAUCGAUUGCCGACUUUCUGUGUUGCAGAGGUCCAAGCAACCCCCGAUCUCCAGACCGAGCCCGACUCAGCCCCGGACAUCGAGAAAAACCAAAUAACGAAAACCACCAUAACAAUUCCUUCACCGUCUGCACACAUUCUCCACGACCCACGACCCACGGCUACCGCUGCCUCCAGCUCGGAUAUAUCCUCUGAUGCUCGGCAUUACAUCACGGCGCGGUUUUACCAGCGAGCUAUCAUGUCUUGGCUCGAUAGCUUGGUAUACGGCCUCGAUCGACGGCCGCCGGAGGAAUAA